CGAUUUUGUCUCUUGACCACCAUGUCCGGUCGAGGUGCAUACUAUAAGCAGCUCUACGGCGGUGGUCGAGGGCGCGGUCGUGGUGGCGGAGGCGGAGGUGGCCCCAGCAGCCUUCCCGAUGAUUCCUCAGCCCACAAUUCUCGCGGAACGAAACGCCCUCAUCCAGGUGACAACCAGCAGGGUUCGCGCUCGUCCGAGGACCUCCUUCGCAUCGCGCGCUCGCUCGGCGGGAAGAACUACCCCGCGUACCGCGAUCUUCAAGGUGCAUGGGACUACCCCACGUUUCGCCUCUACGUCGAUCACGUCCAGAGCGACCCAUAUGCACCACCCAGCAAGCUCCGCGUGCGCAUCCCGCACUCCGUCGCGCGCAUUCCGCAGACCUUGUGGUCUAACAAAAUCCGGACUGUCGCGCUUCGCGAUUACCUCACGCGUCGAGUCGGACGCCGCGAGCAGCAGCAAGGCGGCUGGGCAAGCGAGAAGGGCGGCGAGGUCAAAGUCGACCGACCAGGCCAACAAGUCCUCGAGCGCACCUCUGUCGUGCUGACAUCAGAGGACAGCGAGCAUGGGGCAGGCGUAGAACUCCGGUGCUGCGUUGGUCUUCCUGCUCAAGGACGCACGAUUCUGGGCGACCAGGCUCUACGCGUAUUCUCUUCGGUCAUUCCGGCACUCGCUCAGAACCUGCUAUACGCCUCGCACGACGCUAAGCACAUCUCGGAUUUCAUCGACUGCAUAGAGGACCAGGAGGACCUCCGAGCACAAAUCACCGCAGCUGGGCUCGUCGCGUUCGUCCCCAAUGGUGCAAUCCUGCCCCGCACGAGCGGGGCCUCCGACAUGCCUAUGGCAUCCCCGAACGUCGUCGCGUUCCAGUCGCCUACCCACCUCGAAAGGACGUUCGUUCUACCCCAUCGCGGCCAGAUCACAGGGAUAGGCAUCCCUAAGGGCGUCACGAUGAUAGCGGGCGGUGGAUUCCACGGAAAGUCGACACUCCUCGACGCGCUCGCACGGGGCUGCUACAACCACGUCCCAGGCGACGGACGCGAAUUUCUCGUCACCUCAGCCCAUUGCGUCUCCAUUCAGGGCGAAGACGGCCGCGCAGUGACGAAUGUCAACAUCUCGCCCUUCAUCACCAACCUCCCCGGUGGAACGUCCACUACCUCGUUCUCGACGCAAGAUGCAAGCGGUAGCACGUCCAUGGCCGCAGGAGUCAUCGAAGCAAUCGAGCUCGGCGCGGACACUCUUCUGUUCGACGAAGAUAGCUGCGCGACGAACUUUCUCAUCCGCGACCGCCGGAUGCAGCACCUCAUCGCGGCAGACCCGAUCACACCGCUCGUGUACAAGGUCCGCGCGAUGCUCGCUGACCACAACUGCUCCUCCAUCCUCGUCAUCGGCGGAUGCGGCGACUAUUGCGACGUCGCGGACCUAGUUCUCGAGAUGCGCGAUUACCGGUGCUACGACAUCACAGCGGCAGCGAAGCAGAUCGCGCAGGAGAUUCCUUCAGCUGUACCGGAGCAUGAAGCAACCCACUUCGGGACCGUCCGCCCUCGAAAUCUACAGACGAAGUCGCUGCCCUCCAGAGACACAAAGACCACCGUCCGGAAACGCACCGCGAUAGAAGUCGGCGGAGAGACACUCGACCUCUCCGCCCUCGCCCAGCUCGUGCACGAUAGCCAGACCCGCGCCAUCGCAGCGGCGCUCAAGCACAUUCACCACACCCCGACACCCCGCGCCCACCUUCACGAAGUCCUGCAAGACCUCGACGCCUCACUCGACUCCGCGGGGCUCGACACACUAUCGCAAGAAGACCGCAUCGACGGCUUCCUCGCGCGCCCCCGCCCGCUGGAGCUCGGGAUGGCGAUCAACCGACUAGUACGUGGCGAUAUCCAAUAUACGCUCCGAUAA
This is a messenger RNA of Trametes versicolor FP-101664 SS1, 1899 nucleotides long. RefSeq lists its product as uncharacterized. Bases 22 to 1899 code for a protein of 625 amino acids. The transcript is spliced from 14 exons. Lineage: Eukaryota; Fungi; Basidiomycota; Agaricomycetes; Polyporales; Polyporaceae. The record is from RefSeq and is a predicted model, not a curated record.